Molecule: messenger RNA, 840 nt
Organism: Gopherus flavomarginatus (Mexican gopher tortoise)
Lineage: Eukaryota; Metazoa; Chordata; Testudines; Testudinidae
Gene: PTF1A
Product: pancreas associated transcription factor 1a
Exons: 2
Coding region: 1-840 (279 amino acids)
Biological process (GO): regulation of transcription by RNA polymerase II; developmental process
Molecular function (GO): DNA-binding transcription factor activity, RNA polymerase II-specific; protein dimerization activity; RNA polymerase II transcription regulatory region sequence-specific DNA binding
Source: RefSeq, a predicted model, not a curated record
AUGGAGACGGUGCUGCUGGAGCAUUUCCCCGGGGGGCUGGACUCCUUCUCCUCGCCCCCCUACUUCGACGAGGAGGAUUUCUUCACGGACCAGUCCUCCCGCGACCCCCUGGAAGCGGACGAGUUCCUGGAGCAGGACGUGGACUUCCUGAGCCACCAGCUGCAGGAGUAUUACCGGGACGGGGGGCAGGGCGAGGGGGGCUAUUGCUGCGAGGCGGCGGCCGCCGCGGCCAACUUCUCUUCCUCCUCCUCCCCCUCCUCGCCCAGCUUCCCCUACGAGUGCUGCGGGGCGGCCGCCUCCGAGCUGCUGUCCCCGGGGGGCAGGCUCAAGGCGCUGAGCUCCGCCAAGCGGCGCCGGCGGGUGCGCUCCGAGGCCGAGCUGCAGCAGCUGAGGCAGGCGGCCAACGUGCGGGAGCGCCGGAGGAUGCAGUCCAUCAACGACGCCUUCGAGGGGCUGAGGUCCCACAUCCCCACGCUGCCCUACGAGAAGCGGCUCUCCAAGGUGGACACCCUGCGCCUGGCCAUUGGCUACAUCAACUUCCUGAGCGAGCUGGUGCAGUCGGACCUGCCCCUGCGGAGCGCCAGCAGCGAGAGCCCCAGCCAGCCCAAGAAAGUCAUCAUCUGCCACCGGGGCACAAGAUCACCUUCUCCAAGCGACCCUGAUUACGGACUGCCUCCUCUUGCUGGACACUCUCUGUCAUGGACUGAUGAGAAGCAACUUAAGGAACAAAACAUUAUUAGAACAGCUAAAGUGUGGACCCCUGAAGACCCCAGAAAACUAAACAACAAAUCUUCUCUAAACAACAUAGAAAACGAACCUCCAUUUGAUUUUGUAUCAUGA